AUGACGAGCGACGACCAGCAGUUCCUCGACCUGCUCGCCUCCGUCCCGCAAGACAUCGCCCACUAUGGCAGCCGCGUGGCCGACUAUGUCGACAAGCACGCCAACGCCAUCGCCAACGACAUCCGCGACGCCAUCGACCGAGCAAGUUGGAUUCCGGACUCGCUACGCCCGCCCCGCCCGUCCGGCACAUCAGGCGCAUUCUUCGUCAAGCCACCGCCGCCACCACAGGGAAUCUUGCAGAAGACGGGCGCAUGGGUGUCGAAGAACCGCACCGCCAUCGCCGUGGUAUUAGCGUUCGCCGGCACGACGAUAUACCUUGUCCAUCGCCGCCGACGGUCCCACGCGCGCAAGAGACGGGCCAAGAAACUGCCCAACGGGGCGAAGAAGGAGAUCGUCGUGCUGGCGUGCUCGACGUUCCACGACGCCCUGACGCGCUCGUUGGCCGUCGACCUCGAACGCAGAGGCUACGUCGUGUACGUGACGGUGUCGUCCACGGAGGAGGACUCGCUCGUCCAGCAGGAGGCCAAGCAGGACCUGCGGCCCCUGUGGAUCGAUCUGACGUCCACGGUGCCCAACCCGGCGGUCGACGUGCACCCGAACCUCGAAGCCAUCCGCGACCACAUUACCCGAAACAUGACGCUCGCCGGCCUGGUCGUCUUCCCCGGCUGCUCGGGCUACAGCGAGGGCCCGCUCGCGCUGCUGCCGCCCUCCGAUAUCGUCGACACGAUCAAUACGCGGCUCGUCGCCCCCGUGCUCACAGUCCAGCAAUUCCUGCCCCUUCUCGCGAACCAUAGCACCGACCCAAAAGCGCCGGCCUCGAUCGUCAUUGCGUACCCGUCCAUCCCGAACAGUCUGGCCCCGCCGCGCCAGGUGCCCGAAUGUCUAGUGACAUCGAGCCUCUCGGCGCUGGCGCACUCGCUGAGGCGCGAAAUCUCCGCCGCGAGCGCCAACAUCACGGUCAGCGAGCUGAAGCUCGGGAAUUUCGACAUGGGCUCCGUCUCGACGUCCCCCUGGGCGCGGGGGACCACGCCGACUCAAUCGACCUUGGGGGCGUCGGGCUCUUCUUCGUCGGCGUUGACACACAGCAGCACCCACAGCCACAGCCAGUCGCACUGGCAUAGUUCGCAGCGCGCGGCCCACCAGCGCAAAUCACUCGGCCAAAGGAGCAGCCUCAUCCGCGGCUCGUCGGCCCGCGAGUUCCACAACGCCGUGUUUGACGCGCUCGCGCCGCCGCAGACCUUCCGCCCGUUUGGGUACGCGAGCCUGGAGUUCGCGAGUAGCAGGCGCGCGGAGGUCGUGUUCGUGGGCAGUGGUGCCAGGAUGUAUGACCUGGUGGGUAAAAUCUUCCCAAGCGGACUGGUCGGGUUGAUGAUGGGCUGGAACCGACGGCGGACCGCACCGCCCGAGGAGUCCUAUCAGUCUGUAUACCAGGACGACGCACGACGGGUCAGUGCAAGUACGAGUGCAAGUGGAAAUGGGAGUGCUGCUGGCACUGCUGCUGCGUCGGGUUCCGGUACUGGUGGACAGUCAACCUCGGCGUCCGCAUGGGGAUUUCACUCCUUGGGAAGCGACAGUGGGAUUUGGGAGAAGGUCUAA
This is a messenger RNA of Cladophialophora yegresii CBS 114405, 1596 nucleotides long. RefSeq lists its product as uncharacterized. Bases 1 to 1596 code for a protein of 531 amino acids. The transcript is spliced from 2 exons. The record is from RefSeq and is a predicted model, not a curated record. Lineage: Eukaryota; Fungi; Ascomycota; Eurotiomycetes; Chaetothyriales; Herpotrichiellaceae.